AUGGGUCAUCCUGAAGAAGUCGAUAUCAUUGUUGCAGGUGGAGGCCCAGCCGGCUGUGUUGUCGCCGGCCGCUUGGCCUACGCCGACCCCAACCUCAAGGUCAUGCUGAUCGAAGCUGGAGCCAAUAAUCGUGAUGACCCUUGGGUCUACAGGCCAGGAAUCUAUGUCCGCAAUAUGCAGCAGAAUGGGGUGAACGACAAGGCUACGUUCUAUACUGACACUAAGGAAUCGUCGUACCUCCGUGGUCGAAGGAGCAUUGUUCCAUGUGCCAACAUUCUGGGUGGAGGCAGUAGCAUUAAUUUCCAGAUGUACACCAGGGCUUCUGCUUCCGAUUGGGACGACUUCAAAACUCCGGGAUGGACUGCGAAAGACCUCCUUCCUUUGAUGAAGCGUCUCGAGAAUUAUCAGAAGCCGACUAACAACGAUAGGCAUGGAUAUGAUGGACCUAUUGCUAUCAGUAAUGGUGGAACUAUCACUGCCCUCGCGCAGGACUUUAUUAGGGCGUCGGAUGCUUUGGGUAUCCCGUUCAGCGACGAUAUUCAGGAUCUGGAUACCAGCCACGCCUCGGAGAUCUGGGCUAAGUAUAUCAAUCGUCACACCGGAAGGCCCUACGUCCACAGCGUCAUGGACGUCCAGAGCAACCUCUACCUCCGCACUAACGCCAAAGUCAAUCGCGUUAUCUUUGAAGGCAACAAGGCUGUGGGCGUUGCAUAUGUUCCCGCUCGCAACAGGGCCAAUGGAGGAAAGCUCCUCGAGACCAUCGUCAAGGCGCGCAAGAUGGUCGUUCUGAGCAGUGGAACUUUGGGAACGCCGCAGAUUCUUGAGAGGUCUGGUGUUGGAGCUGCGCCGUUGUUGAAGCAGUUGGAUAUUAAGGUUGUUAGUGAUCUUCCUGGUGUUGGAGAGGAAUAUCAAGACCACUACACCACGCUCAGUCUCUACCGCGUCUCGAAUGAGAGUGUCACUGCCGAUGACUUCCUUCGUGGUGAUCCAGAGGUUCAGAAGGAGCUGUUCGCCGAAUGGGAGACGAGCCCAGAGAAAGCCAGACUUUCAUCCAACUUCAUCGAUGCAGGCUUCAAGAUCCGUCCUACUGAGGAAGAGCUCAAGGAAAUGGGUCCCGAAUUCAACGCACUCUGGAACAGGUAUUUCAAGGAUAAGCCGGACAAGCCUGUGAUGUUUGGAUCCAUCGUCUCGGGUGCUUAUGCCGAUCAUACCUUGCUUCCUCCCGGGAAGUAUAUUACCAUGUUCCAAUACCUCGAGUAUCCCGCUAGUCGUGGAAAGAUUCACAUCAAAUCCCCAAACCCCUACGUCGAGCCCUUCUUCGACAGCGGCUUCAUGAACAACAAGGCCGACUUUGCGCCUAUCCGAUGGAGCUACAAGAAGACUCGUGAAGUCGCUCGGCGGAUGGACGCCUUCCGCGGUGAAUUGACCUCCCACCAUCCUCGCUUCCACCCUGCUUCUCCAGCGGCUUGCAAGGACAUCGAUAUCCAGACUGCGAAGGAGAUUCUUCCCAACGGCUUGACUGUGGGUAUUCAUAUGGGUACUUGGCACAAACCCGGCGAUCAGUACGACGCUAAGAAGGUCCAUGAUGAGAUCAAGUACAGCAAGGAAGAUGACCAGGCCAUCGACGACUGGAUUGCUGACCACGUCGAGACUACAUGGCACAGUUUGGGUACUUGCGCCAUGAAACCUCGUGAGGAAGGUGGUGUCGUUGACGGUCGUCUCAACGUCUUCGGUACGCAGAACUUGAAGGUUGUCGAUUUGAGUAUCUGCCCGGACAACCUUGGAACCAACACGUACUCCUCCGCUCUCUUGGUUGGCGAGAAGGGUGCAGACCUUAUCGCUGAGGACUUGGGCCUCAAGAUCAGGACUCCCCAUGCUCCUGUUCCUCAUGCCCCCAUUCCUACCGGCAAACCCACCACCCAACUUGUCCGCUGA
Molecule: messenger RNA, 1935 nt
Organism: Coprinopsis cinerea okayama7#130
Lineage: Eukaryota; Fungi; Basidiomycota; Agaricomycetes; Agaricales; Psathyrellaceae
Product: alcohol oxidase
Exons: 28
Coding region: 1-1935 (644 amino acids)
Molecular function (GO): oxidoreductase activity, acting on CH-OH group of donors; flavin adenine dinucleotide binding
Source: RefSeq, a predicted model, not a curated record